This is a messenger RNA of Physcomitrium patens, 1239 nucleotides long. Its product is annotated as mitochondrial pyruvate carrier 4. The record is from RefSeq and is a predicted model, not a curated record. NCBI's taxonomy places the organism in Eukaryota, Viridiplantae, Streptophyta, Bryopsida, Funariales, Funariaceae. Gene Ontology annotation, cellular component: mitochondrial inner membrane. Gene Ontology annotation, biological process: pyruvate import into mitochondria.
CAGCCCAGCACAAUGUUGAGGCAGAAGAUGCACACAAACACACUCCCUGCUGCGACCACCAUAGAGCUCUGAAGCUUUGUGUCGCAUCCUCACAUUUAUUAAUGCCCAUUAUCCAUGGUCUGUGAGCAUCAUCCCUUUUCCUGGUUCUUCUGGUUCGUGCAGUGGGUUUGGAAGGCUGGUGUGGUCCGCUCCCCUUUGAGGUUGAAGCUUCGGAGCGGAGCUCGACGGAGGAUCACCACGAGGGAGGGAGGCAGAUUUUGAGAGGGACCCAAUUGCUGUGUGGGUGCAUGUGACCUGGAAUGUGGAGUUUCAUAAGAUGGAACAGGCGGAUGAAAUGCAGGGAUGGAAGAGUUUCUAUUCGCUGGUUUGGGUUGGAGUUGUUGAAGGAAGCUUGAGAGUCAUUCUGAACUGUUAGUUACGUGAUGGUUGUUUUCGUUCCUGCAAGUUCAGUUCAAACUUCCUUAGGGUUGUUGUGGGGAUGUGCAUGUAGCCGACUGCACUAGCUGUUUUUGGGUUUUUGGUAAUUUGAUUUGAUUUGUUUUGUUGUUUCAUUUAUUUUGGUCCAUUCUCAUGGCCUUCAAAGUUUCUGCGCUCUGGAACCACCCUACCGGCCCUAAAACCAUUCAUUUCUGGGCACCAACAUUUAAAUGGGGCAUCUCUAUAGCGAACGUUUCUGAUUUUUCAAUGCCACCUGAAGCGAUUUCAUAUCCGCAACAGAUCGCUGUAGCAGCCUCUGGCUUGAUUUGGUCCCGAUACAGCAUGGUUAUUGUUCCGGAGUUUAUCAGCUCUCUCGCAAGAUUCAACAAGAUUACAUGGAUGUCCCAGGUUCGCCAGGAAAGAAGGUCGCUCAGCCAUGAUCAGGCGGCUAUGAAGGAUUGUGUAGUUUCUCGUGCUCCUGUCAAUUCUGCAAUCGGGUGGGAACCAACUGGAUUAAUGAAAUGCUGGCAUUGUAUAGCAUGCAAUCUACAGAGAAGCUGAAUCUGACAGGGUGGAUAGACAUAUACUUGGCUAAAGCAGCACAGUUCUAAAUAAUAGUUCUAAAUCCAUCCAAUGUAAGUUGAAAUCUGGAUAUCCCACUCAGGAGUUUUACUUCACUUGUUUCUGGACAGUGUAAUAUGGAGACCAAUUGAGUAAGUCUGUGGUUACAAAAUCAUGGUGACAUUGAUGUGAACAGAAUAUCAAAACAUUGGACAGUGUAUAUGAUGUUCUUUUUUUCAACUUCAAUGUUUUUUUUUUCUU